AUGAUCUCGAUAGGGGUCCUACUUACGAUUGUGUGCGCGAUUACCGCUAAUAAAAUAACAGAAACAAAACUUUCCGAACAAAUUUUGCGACGUCUCAACCCAUUAGCAGACAUCCCAAUCAAAACACCCGAACCAAUAACAACUGGAUUAAUAAACAAGACGUUAGAUAGUUUAGGUAUCAAUAAAGAUGCAGUGGCAAAACUGUCUGAGAAAGUUAAAAGUGCUAGCAGUCAAGCAGCAAAAAUCGCUGAGGACUUUUCCUACAUCACGCGUAUGGAUAAUACGGGGAAUCAGCCAGGUCCAAUACUAAAGUCGGUCGAGGAGUCACCAGAUUAUGCAUCAUCGGUCGUGCUUGCGAGUGAUUUGUUAUCGCUUACGAGUGCCAUAGCGAAUGUUAAGGAGAAAUCAUGUAGGGAACAAGGACACAAGUUUCUGGAAGGACUGUUGCAGAACAAGAGGUGGGCUCUCAAAAUGUUUGAUGCUUCAGCUAAAUCACCUCAAGGGCUUCUUUUCGGUUCUUCAUACCAUCUCGGAAACUUUGAUGAGUGUGUAGGUAUAGACGAGCCUGGCGAUACCGGAGUUACUCUUGAAGGCGAAUACUGCCUCGCAACAAUAAAAUGGAGGCACGGACAGAAAGAUGAAAAGGUACGAACUGGUCGCGGUGAAACUCUUCGUUGGGCGGUAUGCGUACCAAGUGCUUGCGAUGCCAAAGCAGUUCAGGGAUUUGUUACAGACGUGCUGAUACGUACAGUCGGGAAUGGAACUACGGUAGAAGUCACUGAACGAGACUGCUAUACGCGCCGCCCUGUAGAUGUCACCACGUUGGACAUCGGUUAUUUGUCGUUUAUGCUGGCUAUUAUUGCUAUAAUUACUUUAUGCACAUUGUACGAAGUUUACACAAAUGCGUACUGUAAAAAUAAAGGUACUAUUACGCAUGAACUCAUAAUAUCAUUUUCACUUAUCAAUAAUAUGAAAAAAAUAUUUUCGACCAAACAAAAUAAUGGACUAGGUCUGGAAUGUAUUUCUGGCAUCAAAUCAUUGGCCAUGAUUUUUAUAGUCGCUGGCCAUGCUUGUCUGUUUAUUGGUAGCGGACCCGUAAUGGACGCUGAGGCUUGGGAUCGGUUGAUAAAACAGCCUGCUAACGCAUUCAUGUUGAGCAACACUUUACUUGUGGACACUUUUCUCAUGCUGAGUGCUUUCCUGUUCUGUCGCCUACUCCUGAUCGAGUUUGACAAACGAAGAGGAAAACUUAAUGUUGUACCGAUUUUGAUAUUUCGGUACAUCAGGGUAACGCCGGCAUAUGUAGUGGUUAUUUUAUUCUACUUGACCUGGCUUUCGAAGAUAGGGGAGGGACCCCUAUGGGAAAACAGAAUGCAGUUAGAACAAGAGAGGUGUUUGGAAACUUGGUGGGCAAACAUAUUGUACAUAAACAAUUACUUCAAGACGGAUCAACUUUGUAUGUUUCAAUCUUGGUACCUAGCCGUAGACACGCAACUAUUUUUCAUAGCCCCUAUUUUUAUAUAUGGCCUGUGGAGGUGGCAUAGACUGGGAAAAAUUUUCUUAGCUCUAGGUAUAAUUGUAUCCCUGGCGAUACCAUCUGUUAUUACUUACAAAGAACAAUUGGAUCCAACAUUGCUGUUUUAUGCCAAAGAAUUUACUGACUUCGCAACUAACUUCUACUUCAGGGAAGCUUAUAUUAAGACUCAUAUGAAGAUGACGCCAUAUUUCAUGGGGUUACUGACAGGCUAUAUCUUGCAUCGGGUUCAAACGGAGAACUACAAGUUAUCUCGGCUACUGAAAACCUUCGCCUGGAUAACCAGCAUAAUUUUAGGAACUGUAGCCGUUUUCUCCGUCAGUGUGUUCUACCAAGACUGGUACAAAUAUAGCGUUAUAGAAGCAGCUGCUUAUGUGUCCCUGCAUAAGCUCGCAUGGAGUAUAGCCAAUGGUUGGCUUAUAAUAGCUUGUGCCACUGGGAGUGGAGGUAUUUUAAAUAUGUUAUUGACAAUGAAAAUGCUGGUACCAAUUUCAAGGCUGACAUUCUGCGCUUAUCUUGUGAACGGAAUCGUUGAAUUAUAUUAUGUGAGCCAAUUAAGGCAUCCUCUGCACAUCACAUUUUUCACUGUGAUGGCGAAUAGUAUUGCACACGUAGUUCUAACAUUUACCCUUGCCUUGAUGCUAUGUGUCAUCUUCGAAUCUCCAAUUCACGGCAUCGAAAAGAUGCUUCUGAGGAUAUUUGCCAAACCAGUUUUAAGUGAUAAUGCAAGAAGAGAUUCAUCAUGCGAGACAUCGAGAAAUACUAGUCAGUCUAAACUAGAAACGUAA
Molecule: messenger RNA, 2322 nt
Organism: Parnassius apollo (apollo)
Lineage: Eukaryota; Metazoa; Arthropoda; Insecta; Lepidoptera; Papilionidae
Source: the annotation of a GenBank genome assembly